Entrophospora candida is the source of this 2639-nucleotide messenger RNA. The record is from the annotation of a GenBank genome assembly. Lineage: Eukaryota; Fungi; Glomeromycota; Glomeromycetes; Entrophosporales; Entrophosporaceae.
GCAAUAAUCUCGUUUAUCAAAACGUUGACUAUACUAACACUAAUUACACUCCUCAAAAUUCGGCUCAUAAUAAUUUUAUUCAACAAAUCCCUUUUGACAAUAAUUACAUUAAUCAAAACUUAACCAUUCCUCAAAACAAUUUCGUUGACCAAAAUAAUGAUACGAUGGCCAAUAACAGUAAUGUUCUCAUUAACCAAGACCUAACUAAUGCUGUGAGGGUUAAUCAUCAUCCGAAUAAUACUUUUGACAAUAAUUUUAUUGGGCAAAGUUCUCAUCAAAAUCCCAUCGGUGCCAAUAAUUUCGUUAACAAUGACAAUGAUCAAUUACCACUACUUAUUAACAUAGUAGCUCAACUUCAAACCCUCCAGAAUGACCCGUUGUCGUAUAGUGGCAGUACAUCGCGUUGUGGCCGCGCUAGCCCUGGUUCGAUUCCAGGCAACGGCACUUCAUUUUUAUUGUUGAUUUUAUUACCAAUCUCAUCACUACUGGUAGUUAAUGCGAUAAAAUUUGACAUUCAAGCACAUCCAGAAGGUUUAGUUAAAAGAAAGUGUAUUACACAAUAUGUUCCGACUGAUACUUUGGUAGUGGUAACAAUAAAAGUUGGGAUUGGUUAUAAUCAACAGAUAGAUGUUGAAGUGACAGAUAAUAGUCCUGCACAUAACGAGUAUGGAAGGAAACGUGAUAUGAACGAGGAGACUCGCAUAGCGUUCACUACUCACGUCGAAGCAGAUGUUUCUAUUUGUUUCACUAAUACCUUAGAAGAUGAUGUAGGAGCUGAAGCAAUUGAUUAUAAUCAAUUAGCUAAGGCUGAAAAAUUAAAACCAAUGGAAGCAGAAUUAAGAAAAUUGGAGCAGAUUGUUCAAGAAAUUGUUGAUGAAAUGGAAUAUUUAAGGAGAAGAGAGGCUAGAAUGAGAGACACUAAUGAAUGGAAACUUAUGAUUCUUUACAAGUAUUUUAAUAACCAUUCCAUGUUUUUAUUAUUUAUUACAUUUGUUACAAUGUCUUGGUUUUUCAUUGGAAAAUCUUUAAUUGGAAUUAAAUUUCGACAAUGGGAAGAGUUUGAAGUUGAAUUGCCUUCAGAGGCUAAACCAGGUUGGAAAGGGAAAAUUCUUGAAAAUCCAAAAAUAAUGGAUAUGAAUAGUCCAGGAUAUAUUAUAUGUUAUGAUCCAUCUACAGGUCAAUAUCUAGGUAAAACACGAGCACAUACUGAUCAAGAUGUUCAGGAGGCACUGAGAAAGGCUCAAAAAGCUCAAAAUAAAUGGUCAAAAACAUCAUUUGCUGAAAGAAAUAAAUUUUUAAAUAGUUUGUUAAAUUUUAUUAUUAAAAAUCAACAAGAAAUUUGUUGGGUUUCUAGCAGAGAUACUGGAAAAACAUUGGUUGAUGCAGAAUUUGGUGAAAUUCUUACAACUUGUGAAAGAAUAAGAUGGACUAUUGAAAAUGGCGAAAAAGAAUUAGCGCCUCAAUAUCACGAUCCAAGUCCUAUAUUACCUUAUAAAAUUGCUAAAAUUGUUUAUCAACCAUUUGCAUUAUAUUCAGGGAAUGGAAUUUUGGUUAAAGCAUCAGAACAAGUUGCAUGGUCAAUGAAAUAUUAUGAAAAUAUUAUAAAGACAUGUUUAAUUGCAUGUGGCCAUGAUCCUGAUAUUGUACAAUUUUUGUGUGGUUUUGCUGAAUGCGGUGAAGCUAUUGUCAAAAGUGGCGUUGAUGGAGUGACUUUUAUUGGAUCAUCAGAAGUUGGAAAAAAAGUCAUGAAAACAGCAUCAUAUAAUUUAACACCAUGUAUAUUAGAAUUAGGUGGUAAAGAUUGUGCAAUAAUUAGACACGAUACAAAUCUAAAUGCUGCAAUCCCAAUAAUUAUGCGUGGUACUUUCCAAAACUCUGGUCAAAAUUGUGUUGGUAUAGAAAGAGUUUUAAUUCAUGAAUCUUUACAUGAUGAAUUUAUUAAAAAAGUCACUAAACAAAUCGAAUUGAUGAGAAUUGGUAGUGCAUUAAAUGACAAUGACCAGUUUACUGUUGAUGUUGGUGCGCUAACAAUGAGUGGUCAGGCAGAAAGAUUAAAAUCAAUUGUACGCACUUCGAUAAAUGAAGGUGCAAAAUUAAUGGCAGGUGGGGACAUUUACACGCAUCCAAAAUAUCCAACUUCACAAUACUUCCAGCCAACACUUAUAACAGAUGUGACCAAAGAGAUGUCAAUUGUUCAACAUGAAUUGUUUGGACCAAUAAUGGUAGUAAUGAAAUUUUCAACAGAUGAAGAGGCAAUUGAAAUAUGCAAUAGUUCACCAUAUGGAUUGGGUAAUUCCAUAUUUACCCAAAACACUCCUAUAGCUGAAGAAAUGUCAUAUAGGUUAAGGUGCGGUAUGGUGAACAUUAAUGAUUUUGGUUCUAGUUAUUUAUCAAAUUUACCAUUUGGUGGUGUUGGAAUAUCUGCAGAAGGAAUAAGAUCAUUAUGCUUAAAGAAAUCUAUCACGUUAGAUAAAUAUCCUAAAUUUAUUACAACCACAAUACCAAGAAUUGUCAAUUAUCCGUUAUCAACUAACUCAUCAAUAUUUGUGUCCAGCUUAGUUAAAACCAUUUAUGAAAUUAAAAUAUCAAACAAGAUUAAAGGUUUGGUUGCUUUGCUUCGAAACUUUCUUGGUUAUUGA